AUGGUAUCGCGAGACCCUGUGAGGUAUAUCGCAGGCUCUGAAGUCUCACGAUGGUACCUCGAGGAUACCUCUGAGGAUUUUGAGCGAAAUGAGAGAGACUCUAGUAGCUCCGAGAUGGCUCAGGAAAAGGUAUGCCGGAGGUCUCACGAUGGACACAUUAUGGGGCCUUCACGAUCCAUUUUGAAAGGUACCUUUGUGGAAAAAUUAUGGUACUUUCUCGAUUCGCCUGUGUCUAGCCUUUACCCAAACCCUUCUACGUCGCCAACCAGAUCGUUCCGAUUUCAAGACUUUUCUUCUCGAACUCUUUCUAGCGUCCGAGAAAAUGACUUUAAGAGAUACAGCUGUCACCGAAAAUCACGUUUUUUACUGCCCAUAUUCCUUUCAAGUUAAAUAAGAAACGUAAAAAUAGGUCAUUUUGGGGCUUUGAGCCUUAACUUCUCGAAAACUAGGAAGUUAUGCAGGUGGAGGUUUUCGGGAUCAUUUUCUUUCAUAGUCAAUUUUUCCCGAGCUGAAAGGCGAGAUAGGUAGAUUGGCAAGGGUGACGCGGCUUUUCAGCGGGGAAACUCGAAAAAAAAUUUUAUUAUUUGUAUACUUACAUUUUUCCAGCUUUUUCAAAACGAUAACAAAUAAAAAGAAAUUGAAAAACUGUCAAAAAAGGGGAAUAAAAAGUGGUUUGAUCUCGAGUUUCCCGCCGGAUAGCCGCGUCGCGUACGCAACGCAUCGCCCUUGCCAAUUUUCUCAUUUCGCCUUUCAAGUCGGAAAAGCGGACUAUAUUGGAUUCUUGAACCAGAGAAAGGGAGGUUCUUGCGUGUGACCCGAUCGCCUCGCCUUUAUCAUCCGUCUAUCAUCCGUCGUGCGUCGCGUGCUAUCGCGUCCCUCAGAUUUGCAUAGGCAAUCGGUCGCCGUCCAUAUAUAUUUGUCGACGACCGGGCCAGUCUCCACUUCUUCCUCUUCCCUUCCGUCAACCCUUACUUCUCCUACCGACGUCGUCGCACUUCUUCUGAAGCCGUUUUUCUGUUCGCCUAGGUAACCCCUAAGCGUCACCCGCGUUCGGCCUGUUUCCGUGAGUCAUUUUUCAUUAUAUGGGUGUCUCUUGAAAAAGUCAUUGUCAUCCUGUCCUUGAAAAACCUCCACUUUCGUUCUCAUAAUGCUCGGGCUACUGUAUAUAUUUUUUGUUUUUGCUCACAUUAUUUCAAAAAAUUCUAAGAACUACUAAAUUUUCAACCAACUUAUUGAUUUUAAACUAUUAGGAAAUCAUCAAACAGCACUAAAAUCGAUCGGUUCUUAUUUAUUUAUCACGAGUUUACCUCCGAUUUUUCCACAUUUUUUGUACAUUCUGUUCUGGUUUUGCCAAAAAUAGUAUGGUUAAAAAAUCCGGAAGUUUUGACAAAAUUCCAUAUCAAUUGACUUGAAAACUUAUCAUUCUACUGACUAGUUAACCCCAAAAAAAGCCGAAACCUACUGAAACCCACUGAUUUUUCACGAACGACCCUAGAACCACCCGCCUCAGAUCCUCAGAAACCUCCGAAGUGAAUCGAUCUUUCGUUACCGAGGUCCCUGGACGUUUUUCUUUGCUUUUGAACAUCUUAUCUCUCUGAUGGUUUAGAAUCCAACACUGAGUCUCCAGAAUUCGCUUCUAGUAAAAUUCCAAUUUUCCCUUGAUUACAGGUCUCUGAACCCACCCCCACUGACAAUCUUGGCUCGCUCGGACUUCCACCGCUACUUCGCCUCGAACAACGACGAUUUCGGCUAGCGAGGUGGGUGACCUACGUUUCAAGCUUGUAUCAAAUACAACAAUGGAUAAAUAAAUAUGUUGCAGUAGUGUUUUUUCUGCAGUAAAAAAAAAUUGUGAGUUCAAUGGAAAGGCGCUUGCCAAGUUUAUUUUUCGUUGAAAGUUCUGGAAUUGAGUUUACUCCCGGAUCCGAACUCUCAACAUUUUUAUCCACCCUUAGCCAAUCGAUCAAGAAGAAAUCUGCGCUCAAAAGGCCAGAAAAUUGUAAAAGAAAACUGAAAUCUUAUAAGAAAAGGCCAGUCCAGGAUCCGAACCCUCAACCUUUUUAUCCACUAUCAAGGCUCUUAGCCACUUGACCAACAAAAAAUCUACACUCACAAGGCGGAACUUAUGUCGUAAUUAGUAAAAGAAAACUGAAGCCAUAAGGUGUUAGAAGACUGUCUUUCUCAAGGAGAAAAACCAAGUUUCUAAAAUGAUCCGCUCAAAAAAUUCACUCCUGGAUCCGAUCCCUCAACCCUCGUAUCUACAACCAAGCUGCCUAGCCACUUGACCACGAGAUGGUUUCAGGUCGUGCGACGAGCAUCGACCCUUUGAUUGUCGGCACGUUGUCGGAAUUAGUGCUUUAGACGCCCCGCACAAUGGCGUCAGUUGUCGUGGUCGCUUCUGGAGCCGCUUUGGCCAUUACCGUUCCAUUCUUGGCCCUCAAGGAACUACUUGAGAAGAGGUGGGAGUGUCUACUGGAGUGAUUACUUGAAAUUAUUCGAUUUAUAGGACCCAAAACAACAUCCAGAAACAUCUCGGCCGGAGACGAACUUGCCGUGAGCUUUCAAAAAAAUUUUAUUGUACCUUUUCCACUUCAAAUCUAACGAACUUCGGUAACUUCAGAUUCUCGAAACCUAAAAAAAAGAUGAACGACAGAAAAAAUCAAGUUCAAAAAAGAUAAUGAGCUCAGGAACGCCAGAGUGGUCCCUAUGAGGGUUUAGAGGGAACAUCAGCCCCUAAAGGGGACAAAAAAGUGUCCCCUAUAAAGGUAAAACUUGAGCGGUCCCUAAAGGGGUCUGUAAAGCGGUCACUAGAGGGGAGCCUUCAAAAGCCCAAAGGUUGCCCCUAUAGAGACCACUCUGGAGUUACGUAAAAUAUUCAAAAUUAAGAAACUUUUCCGUUUUAAGUAUUGUUUCAUUCACAACUAUUUUUUUUUCUUCCAUUUUUGGAUCUAAAGUUUUGAAGUUACCAGUGCGAUUUCAAGUGGAUCAAGCUUUUACAUUUUUAUCAUAAAUCAAUAAAUCAAUAAAUCAAUAAAUUAUAGAUUGUUCGAUAAAUCGGUGUUCCACCUUUCAUCCUUCUUUUACCCCGAUAGAUUUUUGAAAGACCCUUCCUAUUUGUCUAAGCAUAAGACCCAAAGAACACCUCUCCAAGUGAUCACUUAAGGUGUGUCGUUCGGCAGCAUCGAGGACGAGCUGCAGUACAUGCAGCACGAGAAGAAGCUGCAGAUGACGCGGAACGCCGCCGUCGACAGCGACGACGACGUCUCGUCCGUCGGCAGCGCCCCGCCGCUCUACGACGACCUCUUCCAUCCGCCGCCGCCGUCCUACCAACGUUAGUCCUUGGGGACUUUUCUUGCUUGAAACUUCAGAAACUUCUCAAACACCUCCAAAAUGACUCUCAAUGUACUAUAUUGAAAUCCUGACAGUCUCAACCUUCAAAACUGCUUAGUUUCUCAAAAAUCAAUGCAUAAAAUUUUCAAAUUACUUAUUUUUACUGAUUCUGAUGCUUGAUUUUAACUUCGAAACAACUUUUCUUUGUUCAAAUUUCCGAAAAUUCAUUUUUUUAGUAUCAAAUAAAUAAUAGUCAAUCUCCUUAAGGCCAUCCUCCCCUUUAAAAAAUUCAGACCGAUCCAAAUAAUUAAAAAAAGACCUUCUAAGCUCUCAAGAAGCCUAAAAAUGCUCCAGAUUAUUUUUCUUGAAAAAUCAAAAAACCAAUGUUCCAGACCACGACGGACGCCUCGGCAAGAAAUGA
Molecule: messenger RNA, 3748 nt
Organism: Caenorhabditis auriculariae
Lineage: Eukaryota; Metazoa; Nematoda; Chromadorea; Rhabditida; Rhabditidae
Source: the annotation of a GenBank genome assembly